AUUCGUCUUUAGGCUAGCAGGCGGCGCUGGCUCCUCCCUAACCUGAGGACGCGCCGGGCUGUGGGCGUUGUCUUUCUAUAUCCGGACGGGGAUACCGGCUGUGUACUGCUCAUGCUCCGCCCCGGAUACACAGCCGGUGGGCAGAAUCCGGUAUGAGGGAACCCCGGCUCCGGGACACUGCGAUGCCGUCAUGAAGAGCCCUGGAAACGGUGACCCUGCUGGGGGCAAGGCCGCGCUCCAGUCGCCCGGUGAUCAUGUCCAACUGAAGGUGCCGCUCAUCCAGCAGUCUUAUCAUUGGGAUUGUGGCCUGGCAUGUGCCCGCAUGGUACUGCAAUACCUGAAUCUCCUGCGUGAAGAGGAAUUCCAGAAUGCGAUGCAGGAGCUCCAACUCACUAAAAGUAUCUGGACCAUUGAUCUGGCUUAUCUAAUGCACCACUUUGGGGUACAACACAGAUUCUGUACACAGACACUGGGGGUAGACAAAGGAUACAGGAACCAAUCCUUUUACAGGAAGCAUUUUGAUGCAGAGGAGAACAGAGUGAACCAGCUAUUUGCCCAAGCCACAGCUCGUGGUGUGAAUGUAGAAAAACGGAGUGUUACAAUACAAGAACUGCAAGCUCAUCUAUCCCAGGGACACGUGGCCAUAGUACUAGUGAAUGCGGUUCUGCUGCUGUGUGAUCUCUGUCCUAGCCGUGUUAAGUACUGCUGUUUCCUUCCCACGGGACAGAAGUGCUUCUGUAGAAGCAGUGAUUACCAGGGCCACUUUAUUGUGCUCUGUGGCUACAACAGAAGCUCUGGCAGCCUUUUCUACAACAAUCCUGGAUAUGCUGACAGAUUGUGUCGGACAAGCAUCAAUAACUUUGAAGAAGCCCGUAGCAGCUAUGGCACAGACGAGGACAUACUCUUCAUCUAUGUGGACAGCUGAACCCAGAAUGGAAUAUGACGCAGCAUAAUACUUUUCAUGUAUGCAGACCCAUGUUUGCAGCUCAUGCACUACAGAGACAUUACUACAGUUGGACAUAAACGAAAACCAGUGGAUCCAAAAGGCAGCUGAGAGGACACGGACUAUUCACCUAUUCCAGAGGGAAUUAUUUAUAAUAUGUCAAGCUAUGCAUUAAGUAUUGUAACUUAGGUGGUAACCCACAGUACACUCACAAUAGUGCAAUAAAAGCUGUGCUUCUACACAAUAGCAUAUAAACCUGCAUAGUACACCAAGUUUAUCUGCUGGACAAGUAUGCAAGUUAUGAGGGGACGGCCACGUGGCAUUAUGUGAGCUGACCUAAAGAACUUCAAUUACUGAUUUCUGCUUCUUCCAUUUAAGGGACUGGAUAGCAUAAAUGGACAGGGUGUGUACAUUUCUAGAAUGCUCUUAUUUUGGGUGUGUGAAGAAUGUGGUUGUUUUGGUUUAUUUUCCUUUCUUUUUAAAUUCAAAUAACAGCAGGGCACCAAAAGUGCAAAUAAAGAGGCGUUUUAUACA
Molecule: messenger RNA, 1477 nt
Organism: Pseudophryne corroboree (corroboree frog)
Lineage: Eukaryota; Metazoa; Chordata; Amphibia; Anura; Myobatrachidae
Gene: GUCD1
Product: guanylyl cyclase domain containing 1
Exons: 6
Coding region: 191-925 (244 amino acids)
Source: RefSeq, a predicted model, not a curated record